Molecule: messenger RNA, 573 nt
Organism: Lactuca virosa
Lineage: Eukaryota; Viridiplantae; Streptophyta; Magnoliopsida; Asterales; Asteraceae
Source: the annotation of a GenBank genome assembly
AUGUCGAAAAUGCAUACGAUCACAUUAUUUGCUUUGACAACAUUAAUGGCAUUGAUUACAAUAAGCUUACCUACAAAAAUGGAGGCUCUAAUCCCCUACAACAGACCUCUUUGGGACAUGAUGAUCCCCGCCGAAGACCCAUUCAAGAUUCUGGAACAUAACCCACUUCAUCUUCCGAAAAACCUUGAAACGAUCAACCUGGCACGAGCCGACUGGAAGGAGACAUCCGGACAUCACGAGAUAUCCUUGGAUGUACCUGGGUUGAAGAGAGAGGACAUAAAGAUCGAGGUGGAAGAGAGCAGAGUCUUGAAGGUGAGCGGAGAGAGGAAGGCUGAGGAGGAAGUCGACGGUGAUAAGUGGCAUAGGGCGGAAAGGACGAGUGGUAAGUUCUGGAGGCAGUUCCGGUUGCCCGGGAAUGUGGACAUGGAGAUGAUAAUGGCACAUCUUGAAGACGGUGUGUUGAAGAUCAAGGUUCCGAAGUUGGCUAACGAGAAGAAACAAUCUAGGGUUAUUGAUAUCGUGGGCCAAGAGAGCUCUGGUGGGGACAUUAAGGCAACGAAGACUGCUGCGUGA